AUGGCUCGCCGUCGCAAGUCCAAGCGCAAUAAGUUGCAAUUGCCCAUCGACAUUAUCAGCCUCAUCUUCGACCACGCCGCGGUCAUUGAUCCUCCUCACCGUCGCCACCGCGUUGCUCCCAACCGUGUGCGACCUACUCUUGGGUGGAUUACCCUGACGCAUGUCUGUAGCAGCUGGCGCGCUGUUGCUCUGAGUACACCGACCUUAUGGGCCGCCAUCGUGACCACACUCUUCAACACCUCUGCCGUGACCACGUUUCUCGCACGCGCGGGCAGCUGCCCUCUUACCCUCGAUUUUUUCGAAGGCUUCCCAGUGGGAAGAACGAUCACAGACCACAGGGAGGGGGAUGACAGCCGCUCCAACGCCAUAAUUUCCUUGUUGAAGGAACAUCUUUCGCGAGCUGGCGUUCUGACGGUACACCUGACUGAUUUCCAGCAUCAUGGUGGCGAGGUGCCCUCGACGCUGCCCAGUCUAUACAGGAUCCACGUGACGCGUAGGAUGACCGCCCAUCAAGUACCUGGCGGGUCUCUCCUUCAAACGCUGGAGCUGAACGCCCCGAAGCUACGUUCCGCCACCCUACAGGAUGUUAUCCUAUCGUCUGACCGCGCAAGAGGCUUACGCGAGCUACGAAUGGAUUUGUCGCGCGCAUCUUGGGCGUCUCUCAAAGAGAUUCACGACUUCAUGCGCUGCUGCACUCAGCUGGAGACUCUGCGCAUAGACUUUGCAUCACCGAUUAGUGUUAAUGGCCUGCAUUAUCACCCACGGGAGAUUCGUUUAGCCAAUUUGAAGCGCGCCAGGCUAUAUUCGAACUCGGACCAGUCGAUUUGCGACAUAUGGCGUCCCGUCGUCACGCAGGAUGACAUUGUCAUCCACGUCGACUGUACAAGCGUCCACACCUCAAUCGAGACCCCGCUCUUCGAGGUGUGCGCAGCUCAGAUGCUCUCGGGGCACUACGACGUUAUAGAUCUGGCUGUGGACUACGCGCAUCGGCUGCGUAUCAUCAUCUACAAGCGCUCUGCACAGCACGCUUCUCACGCAUGGAUGCUUUCCACAUAUCAACACAACCGCGGCGAUCUGCUCUGCCUUCUCCCCAACCACAUUCGCGCAGAGCUGAUUCGCACUCUGGCCAUCGACUCUACCUUCGGCCUGAUCUCGGACAGCAGCAUCAGCGACGUCUUACGCGUCUUUGGGACGGCGUUGACGGGGCUCACGGAGCUCAAGCUCAGACGUAUGAAUCAGUGGCCCGCGUCGCUGUACGUCCGCGCGGUCGGCCGCGGCAAGCCUGGCGCACCCGCAUUUCGGUCGUUGCGGUAUCUGAGGAUAGCCGAUCUCGAGCUUCAAGGAGUCUCCCGCCAGUCUGGGCGUUCAUUGGCUCAGUACUGGUGGGACACGCUCAAUACGGCUCUCAGUGCGCGGCUGCGGGCCGGCAGUGAGGCAUGCGAAUUCAAGUUGCAGUCUCUCGUGCUCGAGGGGACCUGGUCAAUCCCACAGGCUUUCAUGUGGGACCUCUCGCACGAUGGAGAGGAGCUUGCGAAGGUGACUUCGCUAGGGCUAGCGCAGGAGGUGGUCGAUAAACGCUCGUGCACGCAGGGUGAAGUUCGCUGGAAGUGA
Molecule: messenger RNA, 1611 nt
Organism: Peniophora sp. CBMAI 1063
Lineage: Eukaryota; Fungi; Basidiomycota; Agaricomycetes; Russulales; Peniophoraceae
Source: the annotation of a GenBank genome assembly